Messenger RNA from Peromyscus eremicus (cactus mouse), 2397 nucleotides. RefSeq names its product recombination activating 1 (gene Rag1). Gene Ontology annotation, cellular component: endodeoxyribonuclease complex; DNA recombinase complex; nucleus. The annotation marks the transcript as partial. Gene Ontology annotation, molecular function: metal ion binding; double-stranded DNA endonuclease activity; sequence-specific DNA binding. NCBI's taxonomy places the organism in Eukaryota, Metazoa, Chordata, Mammalia, Rodentia, Cricetidae. The transcript has a single exon. The record is from RefSeq and is a predicted model, not a curated record. Gene Ontology annotation, biological process: adaptive immune response; V(D)J recombination; pre-B cell allelic exclusion.
AUGGCUGUCUCCUUGCCACCCACCCUGAGACUCAGUCCUGCCCCUGAUGAAAUUCAGCACCCGCAUAUCAAAUUUUCUGAGUGGAAAUUUAAGCUAUUCAGGGUGCGAUCCUUUGAAAAGGCACCUGAAAAGGCACCCGAAGAAGCCCAAAAGGAGAAAGGUUCCUCAGAGGGGAACCCUUACCUAGAGCAGUCUCCAGUAGUUCCAGAUAAGCCUGGUGGUCAGAAAUCAGUUCUGACUCAGCGAUCAUUGAAACUUCACCCUAAAUUUUCAAAGAAAUUCCAUGCUGAUGGAAAGUCAAGAGACAAAGCAAUUCACCAAGCCAGGCUUAGACACUUCUGCCGCAUCUGUGGGAAUCCAUUCAAGAGUGAUGGGCACAACCGGAGAUACCCAGUCCAUGGGCCCGUGGAUGCUAAAACCCAAAGCCUUUUCCGAAAGAAGGAAAAGAGAGUUACUUCCUGGCCAGACCUCAUUGCCAGAGUUUUCCGGAUUGAUGUGAAGGCGGAUCUUGACUCGAUCCACCCCACUGAAUUCUGUCAUAACUGUUGGAGCAUUAUGUACAGGAAGUUCAGUAGUGCCCCCUGUGAGGUCUACUUCCCAAGGAAUGUGACCACGGAGUGGCAUCCCCACACACCAUCCUGUGACAUUUGCCUCACUGCCCAUGGGGGACUCAAGAGGAAGAGACAUCAGCCCAAUGUGCAGCUCAGCAAGAAACUGAAAACUGUGCUAAACCAAGCGAGACGGGACCGUCAGCGCAAGAGAGCUCAGGCUAGGGUCAGCAGUAAGGAAGUCAUGAAGAAGAUCUCUAACUGCAGUAAGAUUCAUCUCAGUACCAAGCUUCUUGCAGUGGACUUCCCAGCACACUUUGUGAAAUCCAUCUCCUGCCAGAUAUGUGAACACAUUCUGGCUGACCCCGUGGAGACCAGCUGUAAGCAUGUGUUUUGCAGGAUCUGCAUCCUCCGAUGCCUCAAAGUCAUGGGCAGCUAUUGUCCUUCCUGCCGAUACCCGUGCUUCCCUACUGACCUGGAGAGUCCAGUGAAGUCCUUUCUGAACAUCUUGAAUUCUCUGAUGGUGAAGUGUCCUGCACAGGAGUGCAACGAGGAGGUGAGUCUGGAAAAAUAUAACCAUCAUGUCUCAAGCCACAAAGAGUCUAAAGAGGCUUUGGUGCAUAUUAAUAAAGGGGGCCGGCCUCGUCAGCAUCUCCUGUCACUGACACGCAGGGCUCAGAAACAUAGGCUCAGGGAGCUCAAGAUUCAAGUCAAAGAAUUUGCCGACAAAGAAGAAGGUGGAGAUGUGAAGUCUGUGUGCUUGACAUUGUUCCUGCUGGCACUGAGGGCCAGGAAUGAACACAGACAAGCCGAUGAGCUAGAGGCCAUCAUGCAGGGGCGGGGCUCUGGUCUGCAACCAGCUGUUUGCUUGGCCAUCCGUGUCAAUACCUUCCUCAGCUGCAGCCAGUACCAUAAGAUGUACAGGACUGUGAAAGCCAUCACCGGGAGGCAGAUUUUUCAGCCUUUGCAUGCUCUUCGAAAUGCUGAGAAAGUCCUCCUGCCAGGCUACCAUCCCUUUGAGUGGCAGCCCCCUCUGAAGAAUGUGUCCUCCAGAACUGAUGUUGGAAUUAUUGAUGGGCUGUCCGGACUUGCCUCUUCUGUGGAUGAAUACCCGGUGGAUACCAUCGCAAAGAGGUUCCGCUAUGACUCUGCUUUGGUGUCUGCUUUGAUGGACAUGGAAGAAGAUAUCUUGGAAGGCAUGAGAUCCCAAGAUCUUGACGACUACCUGAACGGUCCCUUCACUGUAGUGGUAAAGGAGUCUUGUGAUGGAAUGGGGGAUGUGAGUGAGAAGCAUGGGAGUGGGCCUGCAGUUCCAGAAAAGGCAGUUCGUUUUUCAUUCACAGUAAUGAGAAUUAUGAUAGAGCAUGAUUCGCAGAAUGUGAAGGUAUUUGAGGAACCCAAGCCCAAUUCUGAACUGUGUUGCAAGCCAUUGUGUCUUAUGCUGGCAGAUGAGUCUGACCACGAGACCCUGACUGCCAUCCUAAGCCCUCUCAUUGCUGAAAGGGAGGCCAUGAAGGGCAGUGAAUUAAUAUUGGAGAUGGGAGGCAUCCCCAGGACUUUCAAGUUCAUCUUCAGGGGCACCGGAUAUGAUGAAAAACUUGUCCGAGAAGUAGAAGGCUUAGAAGCCUCUGGCUCUGUCUACAUCUGUACCCUUUGUGAUGCCACUCGUCUGGAAGCCUCUCAAAAUCUUGUCCUCCACUCCAUAACCAGAAGCCACGCUGAGAACCUGGAGCGCUAUGAGGUUUGGCGAUCCAAUCCCUAUCACGAGUCAGUGGAAGAACUCCGGGACCGGGUGAAAGGGGUCUCUGCCAAACCUUUCAUUGAGACAGUCCCUUCUAUAGAUGCUCUC